This is a messenger RNA of Cylas formicarius (sweet potato weevil), 336 nucleotides long. RefSeq lists its product as uncharacterized. The coding region runs from base 1 to 336 and encodes 111 amino acids. Lineage: Eukaryota; Metazoa; Arthropoda; Insecta; Coleoptera; Brentidae. The transcript has a single exon. The record is from RefSeq and is a predicted model, not a curated record.
AUGACGUACGCUAUACAAACGAGGGCGAAGACUGCAGCUACUAAACAAAUUCUUAGAACGACCGAGAUGAAGACAUUACGCUCAAUCACAGGGAAAAUGCCAAGACACAGAAUAAGGAGCAAUGAAAUUAGAAGAAUGUGUGACGUUCCGGAUAUAGUGAGAUGGGCCAGAACUAGAAGAAGAGCAUGGCGAGAUCACGUCAAUAGAAUGGAAGACGAUCGACUGGCGAAAAUCGCAAAGGAAGAGAGACCCAAUACAAGCAGACCUCCCGGAAGACCACCAAAGCGCUGGUAUGAGAGCUGGACCUCGGAGUCACAACUUAGACUGCUUCCUUGA